AUGGAGCCAUUCAGAUCCCAUCACAGGGCGAGGAACCUGAGCAGAGCUGAGAGACAGACUCCUGAGGAAGAGCCUGCCAACUGGGAGUCACCCAGGCCUUUCCCAGGAACAAACCAUUCCAAGAAAUCUGAGCAGGGAAGGCACCACAAGAGGCAGGGCAGGCCACAAAGGCAGAGGAAGAAUCUGACCAGGAAGGAGCCAGCAACCCCAAAAAGCCAUGAGAGGAGAUCCAGGCCACAUCUAAAACCUGCUGCAGAAGGACAAUCUGAGCCCAGAAAGACCAUAUAUACCUGCCGUGUGUGCGGGGAAGAAUUCAAGGUGCAGAGAGACCUGAUAGACCACCACUGGACGGUUCAUAAGAGACAUAAAUUGUAUCACUGUAGCAAGUGUGGGGAGAGCUUCAGGAGAAAGAAGGCAUUCAAAGCACAUGGGAAAAUCCACAGAAAGGAGAGAGCACGUCCCUGUUCUGAAUGUGGGAAAAUAUUCAACCGGGCAUCUCAUCUCAUUGCCCGCCAGAGAAUCCACACCAGAGAGAGACCCUAUUGCUGUGCUGAGUGUGGAAAAAGAUUCUUCCAAAUAUCAGCUCUUAACAUCCACAAGAGAAUCCACUCAGGAGAGAGACCCUUUGCCUGCACUGAGUGUGGGAAGUGCUUUAUGUAUUCGUCCACCCUUAACAGACACCAGAGAAUUCACUCAGAAAAGCAGCUCCAUCGCUGUAACCAGUGUGGGAAAGGCUUCAAAUUUACAUCAAGUCUUACUAGACACCUGAGAAUCCACAGUGGAGAGAGACCCUUCCUGUGCCACGAGUGUGGGAAAAGAUUCAACCUGCAAGAACAUCUCAUUAGACACCGGACAAUACACACUGGGGAGCGGCCUCAUCGCUGCGCUGAGUGCGGGAAAAGUUUCAGUCUCCUUCAAAGUCUCCGGAGACAUCAGAGAAUCCAGAGUGAGGGGACCCGUCAACACUGCGCCGAGUGCGGGAAAACAUUCAGUUGUCUAGAAAAUCUCACUAGACACCAGAGACUCCACACGGGGGAGAAACUCCAUCACUGCGCUGACUGUGGGAAAGGCUUUGUCCGUCUGCAUCAUCUCACUCGCCACCAGAGGAUCCACACUGGGGAGAGACCCUAUUGCUGCACUGACUGUGGGAAAAGAUUCACCCAGUUGUCAGGCCUCACCGCCCACCUGAGAAUCCACACGGGAGAGCGACCCUAUCCCUGCACUCAGUGUGGGAAGCGCUUUGCUCACUCUUUGUCUCUUGCGAAACACCAGAGAACCCAUGGGGCAGGGACUUCUGACCCUUGAGUUUGAUGAGGAGAAACCUCUGCCUGCUUUCACCUCACCCUUCUCCCCACAGCCAGUGCACAGGAGGGAGACUCUGCACCUGCUCUAAAAUGCUCCCACCUCCCCAUUAACCAGGUACUAGCCUAGAAUUUUAUUAGAAUGGAUAUUUCAGUUUUCUCAGAGGUGGUUCUGGACUUACCUGAAACCCAGGAAAGAAGUGUUCCUAAGCUUGUGUGUGGUAACCUGCAGAUUGCCAGUGAGGAAAGCUGCUGAGGGAAAGAGAGGGCCUCCAACCCUUUAACCAUGGUAUGUAGCAGAUUGCCUGAAAGGGGGUUAUGUGAAAAUCCUCUUAAUGUUCCAGGGAUGAUUCUGGGUGAACGUGAAACUCGGAAGGAGUUUGCUGUGGUUCCACAGAGCAAUGCUUCUGUAGAGCAGAAAAAAGCUAGGUUGUUGCUUAGAGAAGAUCCUAGGGAGAAGAAGCCUCAUGGUAGUUUUUCCAAAGUUUGCUGCAACUGAUGGGUGUAAAAGUGAUUUGGGUGAGUUAACUCAGGUUGAAUCAUUAUAUAGAGAAAGCAACAUUUGUUUGGGAGACUGGUUUCAAUUCCUAACUGCCAAAGUCUUUCUGAGGUGUCUACAUCCAUUGACCUUGCUUUAGAAAGACCCAGUGUGGAUAGCCUAGAGGAGGUUUCAGAUUGGGGUGGGGGAAUUGUUAGAGAAAUUGAACGGCCCUGUAGCCAAGUGGCUGGGCUGGGCUUGACCAGCAUGUUCUCCAGGCUGAUUGAGUAAACAGUCUGGGCCUCGGGGUCUGAGGAAAGAGUGGGCUACUGGUGUUUCAGAGCAGAACAGACUUGUGACUGAACUUAUAAGGAUGCAGGGGAGAGCAGGCAAACUCAUCUCUAGACACUUGGGAUUGUUUAGUAUCUCUUUAAAACAGAGUCCAGUCUCUAAGCUGUUGCUGGUGGUGGAUCCACAAGCAGGCAUGCAGGAGAGUGUUUGUGUAGAUGCUUGUAGCACAGAGGGGCUGCAGUUGGUGAACACACCUAGCCAGCAAAAGGAUUGACUGAGACCAGAAGCAUGGUAUGACCAAGAUACUUAUAAACACUGACUUGUAACAAAUUUGGUGCUACUGUUAAGGUUUAGCCUUCUGAUGUAUUUUAUUUUGACAUCAACUCUGGUCAGAAGGUACAAUGUGUAUGACUUUGAUAAAAAGCCUGUAAACAAACUGGGGAUAAUACCUAAAAACACACUAUGCUAGAGAGCUGUAUAAUAAUGAAAUGUUACAACUGAUACCUGUAAUCAAUUGUAAAACUUGGCACAGCAGAGGAUCUUUACAAAUCUAGUCUGCUGUAUAGAAGGGGAAACUGAGGCACACUACCACAUUGCUGUCAUGGCUAAAUGCCAAGGUAAUUACACCCUUGAGAGCAUUAAUGUCUAUACUAAAGUAACAUCAGAUGAGAAGACUUUCAGAAAAUAAAGGUAGCUGUAUAUUAAGAGCCUGAUUUAGUCAGGCAUGAUUUUGAUAAACUAUUUCCGUUGUACGCUAAUUCUUGUGAUGUAAACCAGAAGUGUAAUAAUAUAGGACCAAGAAUGGAAAGUUCUUGUGCUGCAUUUAGCAGUAUCUAGGAACACCUCUUUCUGCAUCAAUUUUGCGAGGGGUGUGUGUGACACUGCAUGGUAUUUAGGGGACACUUUAGGACAUCAUGAAUAUUAAUAUUGUAGAAUGGCAAUGAAUUUUGCCAGAUAUGUCAUGUAAGAUAUCUGCAAAAAUGUUGUCAUUUGCCAGAGAUGAUGAUUGUAUCAUCUUUGUAUUAUGAGUUAUAGGUAUGUAGGUAUGUCUGUAUUUUCAAACUUGUGUUAUACUUCUGAGCGACACCCCCAGACAGUUUGGCAUCAGCACUGCCUCGCCUGCUUGAUGGCCCAUUAAGGACCAUCAGCUGUACAACUGAUCUAUUGAGAGAACGCACAUACACCUUAUGACUCAGCAAAGCAUGCGGGGACAUGCCUAUGAAUGGAACUGGGCUUUCAAACCAUGUGCUGGGCAGCUUGUGUUUGGAACAAAGGAAGCAG
Molecule: messenger RNA, 3351 nt
Organism: Gopherus evgoodei (Goodes thornscrub tortoise)
Lineage: Eukaryota; Metazoa; Chordata; Testudines; Testudinidae
Product: zinc finger protein 501-like
Exons: 2
Coding region: 1-1305 (434 amino acids)
Source: RefSeq, a predicted model, not a curated record